Molecule: messenger RNA, 15292 nt
Organism: Mustela erminea (ermine)
Lineage: Eukaryota; Metazoa; Chordata; Mammalia; Carnivora; Mustelidae
Gene: RYR3
Product: ryanodine receptor 3
Exons: 105
Coding region: 248-15010 (4920 amino acids)
Biological process (GO): intracellular calcium ion homeostasis; calcium ion transmembrane transport
Cellular component (GO): sarcoplasmic reticulum membrane; calcium channel complex; Z disc
Molecular function (GO): ryanodine-sensitive calcium-release channel activity; calcium ion binding; protein binding
Source: RefSeq, a predicted model, not a curated record
UGGGGCGAGAGGCGAGAGGGGUAGGCGGGCUGCUUGGUUGGCGUUGGCGCUCUGCAGUGCAGUGGAGUGUUAGCCCAGCUCCCUAUAUGGUCGGGGAUUAGCUCGGCGCUGCUGAGGCUGAGCCAGGAGCCGGAGGAGGAGGAAGAAGAGGAGGAGAAAGAGCGCAGCAGCAGCCAGCGCACGCCGAGCGGCUGCCGGGGGAAGCAGAGGCGCCCGAGGCUUGGGCACCGCCGACGCCUCGGGAGUCAUGGCCGAAGGGGGAGAAGGAGGCGAGGACGAGAUCCAGUUCCUGCGGACUGAAGACGAGGUGGUUCUCCAGUGCAUCGCGAACAUUCACAAGGAGCAAAGGAAGUUCUGCCUGGCAGCCGAGGGCCUCGGGAACCGCCUGUGCUUCUUGGAGCCCACUUCUGAAGCCAAGUAUGUUCCUCCAGAUCUCUGCGUCUGCAAUUUUGUGCUGGAACAGUCCCUCUCUGUGAGAGCCCUGCAGGAAAUGCUUGCCAACACAGGUGAAAAUGGCGGUGAAGGGGCAGCACAAGGGGGUGGCCACAGGACCCUGCUAUAUGGACACGCGAUUCUCCUGCGGCACUCCUUCAGCGGAAUGUAUCUAACAUGUUUGACCACAUCAAGAUCCCAGACAGAUAAACUUGCCUUUGAUGUAGGUCUACGGGAAAAUGCCACAGGAGAAGCCUGUUGGUGGACCAUACAUCCGGCGUCCAAACAGAGAUCUGAGGGAGAGAAAGUUCGAAUUGGUGAUGACCUCAUUCUUGUCAGCGUGUCCUCUGAAAGAUACCUUCAUCUCUCAGUGUCAAACGGGAACGUACAAGUGGACGCCUCUUUUAUGCAGACACUCUGGAAUGUACAUCCUACGUGCUCAGGAAGUAGCAUUGAAGAAGGAUACCUACUUGGUGGGCACGUAGUACGUCUCUUCCAUGGUCAUGAUGAGUGUUUGACGAUACCAUCUACAGACCAGAACGAUGCCCAGCACAGGAGGAUAUUCUAUGAAGCUGGGGGAGCUGGGACACGAGCCCGAUCUCUGUGGAGAGUGGAACCCCUUCGGAUAAGUUGGAGUGGCAGUAACAUCCGAUGGGGCCAGGCUUUCCGGCUCCGGCAUAUCACCACAGGUCACUACCUGGCCCUGACGGAGGACCAAGGCCUUCUACUGCAGGACCGGACGAAGUCAGACACCAAGUCCACCGCCUUCUCUUUCCGGGCUUCCAAGGAAAUCAAGGAGAAAUUGGAUUCCAGUCACAAGCGAGAUAUAGAAGGCAUGGGCGUUCCAGAAAUUAAGUAUGGAGAUUCUGUCUGCUUUGUGCAGCAUAUAGCCAGCGGUCUGUGGGUGACCUACAAAGCACAAGAUGCCAAGACCUCCCGCCUUGGACCUCUGAAAAGAAAGGUCAUACUCCACCAGGAAGGCCACAUGGACGACGGGUUAACACUGCAGAGAUGCCAGCGCGAGGAGUCGCAGGCUGCUCGCAUCAUCCGGAACACAACCGCCUUAUUCAGCCAGUUUGUGAGCGGGAACAACCGCGCAGCGGCCCCUGUCACCCUGCCGAUCCAAGAGGUCCUGCAGACCUUGCAGGACUUGAUUGCCUACUUUCAGCCCCCAGAGGAGGAGAUGCAGCACGAGGACAAACAGAACAAACUCCGCUCGCUCAAGAACAGACAGAAUCUCUUCAAGGAGGAGGGAAUGUUGGCCCUUGUGUUAAACUGCAUUGACCGCUUAAAUAUCUACAACAGUGUUGCACACUUUGCGGGGAUCGCAAGGGAGGAGAGUGGCAUGGCUUGGAAGGAAAUCCUGAACCUCCUCUACAAACUGCUCGCUGCUCUCAUUCGUGGAAACAGAAACAACUGCGCUCAAUUCUCCAACAACCUCGAUUGGCUAAUCAGCAAACUGGACAGACUAGAAUCUUCCUCAGGUAUCUUGGAAGUUUUGCACUGCAUCUUGAUUGAAAGCCCAGAAGCCUUAAAUCUGAUAGCCGAGGGCCACAUCAAGUCCAUCAUCUCCCUGUUGGAUAAGCAUGGGCGGAAUCACAAGGUUCUGGACGUGCUGUGUUCCCUCUGUCUCUGCAAUGGGGUUGCUGUCAGAGCCAACCAGAAUCUGAUUUGUGACAACUUGCUGCCCCGGAGGAACUUGCUCCUGCAGACACGGCUAAUUAAUGAUGUGACCAGCAUUCGGCCCAACAUCUUCCUGGGAGUUGCCGAGGGCUCAGCGCAGUACAAGAAGUGGUACUUCGAGCUGAUUAUCGACCAGGUGGACCCCUUCCUAACAGCUGAGCCCACACACCUGCGGGUGGGCUGGGCCUCCUCCUCCGGCUAUGCUCCAUACCCUGGCGGGGGAGAAGGAUGGGGAGGCAAUGGUGUCGGUGAUGACCUCUACUCCUAUGGCUUUGAUGGACUUCACCUUUGGUCAGGCCGCAUACCCAGAGUCGUAGCCUCCAUCAACCAGCACCUCCUGAGAUCAGACGACGUGGUGAGCUGUUGCCUCGACCUUGGAGUGCCCAGCAUCUCCUUCCGCAUCAAUGGGCAGCCCGUGCAGGGGAUGUUUGAGAACUUCAACACAGAUGGGCUCUUCUUCCCUGUGGUGAGCUUCUCAGCAGGUGUCAAAGUGCGUUUCCUGAUGGGUGGACGUCAUGGAGAAUUUAAGUUCCUGCCUCCCUCUGGCUAUGCCCCUUGCUAUGAAGCCUUACUUCCAAAAGAAAAGAUGAGAUUGGAGCCUGUGAAAGAAUAUAAACGUGAUGCAGAAGGCAUUAGAGAUCUGCUGGGUACCACCCAGUCCCUCUCCCAAGCCUCCUUCAUCCCAUGCCCCAUCGACACCAGUCAGGUUGUUUUGCCCCCUCACCUAGAAAAGAUCCGAGAUAGACUGGCUGAAAACAUCCACGAGCUUUGGGGAAUGAAUAAAAUAGAGCUUGGCUGGACUUUUGGCAAGAUACGGGAUGACAAUAAAAGACAACACCCCUGUCUUGUGGAGUUUUCAAAGCUGCCUGAAACCGAGAAGAAUUAUAACCUACAGAUGUCAACUGAAACCUUAAAGACCCUCCUGGCCCUAGGGUGUCAUAUUGCUCAUGUGAAUCCAGCUGCUGAGGAAGAUCUCAAGAAGGUCAAAUUGCCCAAAAACUAUAUGAUGUCCAAUGGCUAUAAGCCAGCCCCUUUGGAUCUGUCUGAUGUGAAGCUAUUACCUCCUCAAGAAGUUUUAGUGGAUAAGCUUGCAGAAAAUGCACACAACGUUUGGGCCAAAGACAGAAUAAAACAAGGAUGGACCUAUGGCAUCCAACAGGAUUUAAAGAAUAAAAGAAAUCCCCGGCUGGUGCCAUAUGCUUUACUGGAUGAGCGUACCAAGAAGUCCAAUAGGGACAGCCUUCGUGAAGCUGUUCGCACAUUUGUUGGUUAUGGCUAUAACAUUGAGCCUUCGGACCAAGAACUGGCUGACCCAGCUGUGGAGAAAGUCAGCAUUGACAAGAUUCGAUUUUUCCGGGUAGAGCGGUCUUAUGCAGUGAGAUCUGGAAAAUGGUAUUUUGAGUUUGAGGUGGUAACUGGAGGAGACAUGCGCGUUGGCUGGGCCAGGCCAGGUUGUCGGCCUGACAUUGAGCUGGGGGCUGAUGACCAAGCCUUUGUGUUUGAAGGCAGCAGGGGCCAGCGGUGGCAUCAAGGCAGUGGGUAUUUUGGACGUACGUGGCAGCCAGGAGACGUGGUUGGAUGUAUGAUUAACUUGGAUGAUGCUUCGAUGAUCUUCACACUGAAUGGCGAGCUGCUGAUCACCAACAAAGGCUCUGAACUCGCCUUCGCUGAUUACGAAAUUGAGAAUGGCUUUGUGCCCAUCUGCUCUCUGGGACUGUCUCAGAUCGGCCGCAUGAAUCUCGGGAUGGAUGCCAGCACCUUCAAGUUUUAUACCAUGUGUGGCCUCCAAGAGGGCUUUGAGCCUUUUGCUGUCAACAUGAACCGGGACGUUGCGAUGUGGUUCAGCAAGCGCCUCCCGACGUUUGUCAACGUGCCAAAGGAUCAUCCCCAUAUAGAGGUUGUGAGGAUCGAUGGCACCAUGGACAGUCCUCCAUGCCUCAAGGUGACCCACAAGACAUUUGGCACACAGAAUAGCAAUGCCAGCAUGAUCUACUGCCGCCUGAGCAUGCCCGUUGAGUGCCACUCCUCCUUCAGCCACAGCCCCUGCCUGGACAGUGAAGCUUUCCAGAAAAGGAAACAGAUGCAAGAAAUACUCUCUCAUACCACAACACAGUGCUACUAUGCAAUCCGCAUCUUUGCUGGACAGGACCCCUCCUGCGUCUGGGUCGGAUGGGUGACACCAGACUAUCACUUAUAUAGUGAAAAGUUCGACCUGAAUAAAAACUGCACAGUUACUGUCACUCUAGGGGAUGAAAGAGGCCGGGUCCAUGAAAGAUUUUCACUCCUGCCUUUUAUGCCGAAUCCCUGUAUAAAACAGCCUAUGGUGGCUGCCCUCUCUCUACCUCCAUCUCCUGUCUCUGAGGUGGGAAUACAACCAUACCCACGAUCUCUUUCCAAAAGGGGAACUGACACAGAGCCAGGAAACAGUGUGAAACGCAGCAACUGCUACAUGGUCUGGGGCGGGGAUAUUGUGGCCACUUCCCAAAGAUCAAGUCGAAGCAAUGUGGACCUGGAGAUUGGCUGCCUCGUGGAUCUGGCGAUGGGCAUGUUGUCUUUUUCUGCCAAUGGGAGAGAACUCGGCACCUGCUACCAGGUGGAGCCCAAUACCAAAGUGUUUCCAGCGGUUUUCCUACAGCCCACGAGCACUUCCUUGUUUCAGUUUGAACUUGGGAAGCUGAAGAACGCGAUGCCCCUGUCGGCGGCCAUCUUUAAGAGCGAAGAGAAGAACCCAGUUCCACAGUGUCCGCCUCGGCUGGAUGUCCAGACCAUCCAGCCCGUGCUCUGGAGCCGCAUGCCCAGCAGCUUCCUGAAGGUGGAGACGGAGCGCGUGAGCGAGCGCCACGGCUGGGCGGUGCAGUGCCUGGAGCCCCUGCAGAUGAUGGCGCUCCACAUCCCCGAGGAGAACAGGUGUGUGGACAUCCUGGAGCUGUGUGAGCAGGAGGACCUGAUGCAGUUCCAUUACCACACGCUCCGGCUCUACAGCGCCGUGUGCGCCCUGGGAAACAGCCGGGUGGCCUACGCCCUGUGCGGCCAUGUGGACCUCUCCCAGCUCUUCUACGCCAUUGACAACAAGUACCUCCCUGGCCUCCUUCGCUCCGGGUUCUACGACCUCCUCAUCAGCAUCCACCUGGCCAACGCUAAGGAGAGGAAGCUAAUGAUGAAGAACGAGUACAUCAUUCCCAUCACCAGUGCCACCAGGAAAAUCCGCCUGUACCCAGACGAAUCCAAGAGGCACGGGCUGCCGGGGGUGGGCCUGAGAACGUGCCUUAAGCCCGGGUUCAGGUUCUCCACCCCUUGCUUUGUUGUGACUGGCGAGGAGCACCAGAAGCAGAGCCCUGAGAUCCCCUUGGAGAUUCUCAAGACGAAGGCGCUGAGCAUGCUGACAGAGGCGGUGCAGCACAGUGGGGCUCACAUCCGCGACCCUGUGGGCGGGUCUGUGGAGUUCCAGUUCGUGCCUGUGCUGAAACUCAUCGGGACCCUGCUGGUCAUGGGGGUGUUCGAUGACGAUGACAUCCGGCAGAUCCUCCUCCUGAUUGAUCCCUCUGUGUUCGGGGAACACAGUGUGGAGACGGAGGACGGAGCGGAGAAGGAGGAAGUGACUCAGGUGGAGGAGAAGGCAGUGGAGGCCGGGGAGAAGGCUGGCAAGGAGGCUCCCGUCAAAGGCUUGCUGCAGACCCGACUGCCUGAAUCUGUCAAGCUGCAGAUGUGUGAGCUCCUCAGCUAUCUCUGUGACUGUGAGCUGCAGCAUCGAGUGGAGGCCAUUGUGGCAUUUGGCGACAUUUAUGUCUCCAAACUCCAGGCAAAUCAGAAGUCCCGCUACAAUGAGCUCAUGCAGGCCUUGAACAUGUCCGCAGCCCUGACUGCCCGGAAGACCAGGGAGUUCCGCUCCCCCCCGCAGGAGCAGAUCAACAUGCUUCUUAACUUCCAACUGGGAGAAAAUUGCCCCUGCCCAGAGGAGAUCCGGGAGGAGCUAUAUGACUUCCAUGAGGACCUUCUCAUUCACUGUGGCGUUCCACUGGAGGAGGAGGAAGAGGAAGAGGAGGACACGUCCUGGGCUGGAAAACUCCGUGCCUUGGUGUAUAAAAUCAAAGGCCCUCUCAAGCCUGAGAAGGAACAGCCAACAGAAGAGGAAGAGAAAUGCCCUACCACCUUGAAGGAGCUCAUCUCACAGACCAUGAUCCGCUGGGCCCAGGAGGACCAGAUCCAGGAUGCGGAGUUGGUCCGAAUGAUGUUCAGCCUCCUUCAGAGACAGUACGACAGCAUCGGGGAGCUGCUGCAGGCCCUGCGGAAGACGUACACCAUCAGCCAGGCCUCCGUGAGUGACACCAUCAACCUGCUGGCCGCGCUGGGCCAGAUCCGCUGCCUGCUCAGUGUCAGGAUGGGCAAGGAGGAGGAGCUGCUCAUGAUCAACGGGCUGGGAGACAUUAUGAACAACAAGGUGUUUUACCAGCAUCCCAACCUCAUGCGAGUCCUUGGCAUGCACGAGACGGUGAUGGAGGUGAUGGUGAACGUGCUGGGCGCAGAGAAGUCUCAGAUUGCUUUUCCCAAGAUGGUUGCUAGCUGUUGCCGCUUCCUCUGCUAUUUCUGUCGAAUUAGCCGGCAAAAUCAGAAGGCCAUGUUUGAGCAUCUGAGUUACCUGCUGGAGAAUAGCAGUGUUGGCCUAGCCUCCCCUUCCAUGAGGGGAUCUACCCCACUGGACGUGGCAGCUUCCUCUGUGAUGGACAACAAUGAGUUAGCUCUGGGCUUAGAGGAACCGGACCUCGAGAAGGUGGUGACCUACUUGGCAGGCUGUGGCCUGCAGAGCUGCCCCAUGCUUCUAGCCAAAGGAUACCCUGAUGUCGGCUGGAACCCCAUUGAAGGGGAACGUUACCUGUCCUUCCUGAGGUUUGCCGUCUUUGUGAACAGUGAAAGCGUGGAAGAAAAUGCUAGUGUCGUGGUCAAGCUGCUCAUCAGACGCCCGGAGUGCUUCGGCCCAGCCCUGCGAGGUGAAGGAGGAAACGGUCUGUUGGCGGCCAUGCAGGGCGCCAUUAAGAUCUCUGAGAACCCAGCCCUCGACCUCCCCUCUCAGGGAUACAAGAGAGAAGUCAUGGAGGACGGUGAAGAUGAAGAGAUCGUACACAUGGGCAACGCCAUUAUGUCCUUUUAUUCAGCUCUUAUAGAUCUCCUGGGCCGCUGUGCACCUGAAAUGCACCUUAUCCAGACAGGAAAGGGAGAAGCCAUCCGGAUCAGGUCAAUCCUGCGCUCCCUGGUCCCCACUGAGGACCUGGUCGGCAUCAUCAGCAUCCCCUUGAAGCUGCCGUCCCUAAACAAAGAUGGGUCCAUCAGCGAGCCAGAUAUGGCAGCUAACUUCUGCCCUGACCACAAGGCACCCAUGGUGCUUUUCUUGGAUCGUGUUUAUGGCAUCAAGGAUCAAACAUUUCUGCUCCACUUGCUGGAGGUUGGAUUUUUACCCGACUUAAGAGCCUCUGCCUCUCUAGAUACAGUUUCCCUGAGCACCACAGAGGCUGCGCUUGCCCUAAAUAGGUACUUAUGUUCUGCCGUGCUCCCACUCCUCACAAGAUGCGCCCCGCUCUUUGCCGGAACGGAGCACUACACAUCUCUCGUCGAUUCUACGCUGCAGACCAUAUACCGGCUUUCCAAGGGACGUUCCCUCACCAAAGCUCAGAGGGACACCAUAGAAGAAUGUUUGCUCGCCAUUUGCAAUCAUUUGAGGCCUUCCAUGUUACAGCAGCUCCUGCGACGUCUGGUUUUUGAUGUGCCACAGCUCAACGAGUACUGCAAAAUGCCCCUUAAGCUUCUGACAAAUCACUAUGAACAGUGCUGGAAGUAUUACUGUCUGCCUUCAGGAUGGGGGAGCUACGGGCUAGCUGUGGAAGAAGAAUUGCACCUGACGGAGAAGCUCUUCUGGGGGAUUUUCGAUUCCCUUUCCCAUAAGAAGUAUGACCCAGACCUUUUCCGAAUGGCCCUUCCUUGUCUCAGUGCUAUAGCGGGGGCCCUGCCACCAGAUUAUUUAGACACCAGAAUCUCAGCCACGUUGGAGAAGCAGAUUUCAGUGGAUGCGGAUGGCAACUUUGACCCCAAACCCAUCAACACCAUGAAUUUCUCCUUGCCUGAAAAAUGGGAAUACAUCGUCACCAAGUAUGCGGAGCAUUCACAUGAUAAAUGGGCCUGUGACAAGAGUCAGAAUGGAUGGAAAUACGGAAUUUCCCUGGACGAAAAUGUGAAGACCCAUCCACUGAUCAGGCCUUUCAAGACAUUAACGGAAAAGGAGAAGGAAAUUUACCGCUGGCCCGCCCGGGAGUCCCUGAAAACCAUGCUGGCUGUGGGCUGGUCUGUGGAGAGGACCAAAGAGGGAGAGGCCGUGGUUCAACAGCGGGAAAACGAGAAACUUCGGAGCGUGUCUCAGGCCAGCCAGGGCAACAGCUACAGCCCUGCUCCCCUGGACCUCUCCAACGUGGUGCUCUCCAGGGAGCUUCAGGGAAUGGUGGAGGUCGUGGCUGAAAACUAUCACAACAUCUGGGCCAAGAAGAAGAAGCUGGAACUGGAAAGCAAAGGUGGUGGCAGUCACCCUCUGUUGGUACCAUAUGAUACCCUGACAGCCAAGGAGAAGUUCAGGGACCGAGAGAAGGCACAGGACCUGUUUAAAUUCCUCCAAGUGAACGGCAUCGUGGUUUCUAGAGGUGUGAAGGAUAUGGAGCUGGAUGCCUCCUCCAUGGAAAAGAGGUUUGCCUAUAAAUUUUUGAAGAAGAUCCUGAAAUAUGUUGAUUCCGCCCAAGAGUUUAUUGCCCAUUUGGAAGCCAUUGUCAGCAGUGGAAAAACAGAAAAGUCUCCCCAUGACCAGGAGAUCAAAUUCUUUGCCAAAGUUCUCCUCCCACUGGUUGACCAGUACUUCACCAAUCACCACCUCUACUUCCUCUCAUCCCCUCUGAAGCCCCUUAGCAGCAGCGGCUAUGCCUCUCAUAAGGAGAAAGAAAUGGUGGCCAGCCUCUUCUGCAAACUCGCUGCUCUUGUUCGACACAGGAUUUCCCUCUUUGGGAGCGAUUCUACUACAAUGGUGAGCUGUCUUCACAUCUUAGCUCAGACACUUGACACAAGGACUGUCAUGAAGUCAGGCUCAGAGCUGGUCAAGGCCGGGUUACGAGCAUUCUUUGAAAAUGCUGCAGAAGACUUAGAGAAGACUUCGGAAAACCUGAAGCUGGGGAAGUUUACCCAUUCCAGAACACAGAUUAAAGGCGUGUCUCAGAAUAUUAACUAUACCACGGUGGCUCUGCUCCCCAUCCUGACGUCCAUCUUUGAGCACGUUGCUCAGCAUCAGUUCGGGGUGGAUUUACUCUUAGGCGAUGUGCAGAUUUCAUGCUACCACAUACUGUGCAGCCUCUACUCCCUUGGGACUGGAAAGAAUAUCUACGUUGAAAGGCAACGUCCUGCCCUUGGAGAAUGUCUGGCCUCACUGGCAGCUGCCAUCCCAGUGGCGUUCCUGGAGCCCACGCUUAAUCGCUACAAUCCACUCUCAGUCUUCAACACCAAAACCCCCAGGGAGAGGUCUAUUCUGGGCAUGCCGGACACAGUGGAAGAGAUGUGUCCUGACAUCCCGCAGCUGGAAGGCCUGAUGAAGGAGAUCAGCGACCUGGCUGAGUCAGGGGCCCGGUACACAGAGAUGCCCCACGUCAUCGAGGUGAUCUUGCCCAUGCUCUGCAACUACCUGUCCUACUGGUGGGAGCGGGGGCCUGAGCACCUGCCCCCCAGCACAGGGCCCUGGUGCACCAAGGUCACAUCUGAACACCUCAGUGUCAUCCUGGGAAACAUUCUGAAAAUCAUCAACAACAACCUGGGCAUCGAUGAGGCGUCCUGGAUGAAACGUAUCGCAGUGUAUGCCCAGCCGAUCAUCAGCAAAGCCCGGCCAGACCUGCUGAAAAGCCACUUCAUCCCAACUCUGGAGAAGCUGAAGAAAAAGGCGGUAAAGACUGUGCAGGAGGAGGAGCAGCUGAAAGCCGACACCAAGGGAGACACUCAGGAGGCGGAGCUCCUCAUCCUGGACGAGUUUGCGGUCCUCUGCAGAGACCUCUACGCCUUCUACCCCAUGCUGAUCCGUUAUGUGGACAACAACAGAUCUAACUGGCUUAAAAGUCCCAGUGCUGACUCUGACCAGCUCUUCCGCAUGGUGGCAGAGGUCUUCAUCCUGUGGUGUAAAUCUCACAACUUCAAGAGGGAAGAGCAGAAUUUUGUGAUUCAGAAUGAAAUUAAUAAUUUGGCAUUUUUAACUGGAGACAGCAAAAGCAAGAUGUCGAAAGCCAUGCAAGUAAAGUCUGGAGGACAGGACCAGGAACGGAAGAAGACAAAGCGGAGGGGAGACUUGUAUUCCAUCCAGACCUCUCUCAUCGUGGCCGCACUCAAGAAAAUGCUGCCCAUUGGUUUGAAUAUGUGCACGCCAGGCGAUCAGGAGCUCAUCUCCCUGGCCAAAUCUCGGUACAGCUAUAGGGACACAGAUGAAGAGGUGAAGGAACAUCUGCGGAAUAACUUGCACCUGCAGGAGAAGUCUGAUGACCCAGCAGUAAAGUGGCAACUGAACCUCUACAAAGAUGUUCUAAAGAGUGAAGAACCUUUCAAUGCAGAAAAGACCAUAGAGCGUGUACAGAGAAUUUCAGCAGCGGUGUUCCACCUGGAGCAGGUGGAACAGCCUUUGAGGUCCAAGAAGGCGGUCUGGCACAAACUGUUGUCAAAGCAGCGGAAACGGGCAGUGGUGGCCUGUUUCAGGAUGGCCCCUCUCUACAACCUGCCCAGGCACCGCUCCAUUAACCUCUUCCUCCAUGGCUAUCAGAGAUUUUGGAUAGAAACAGAGGAGUAUUCCUUUGAAGAGAAACUAGUACAGGAUUUGGCUAAAUCCCCCAAGGUGGAAGAGGAGGAGGAGGAGGAGAUGGAAAAGCAACCAGACCCACUUCAUCAGAUCAUUCUCCAUUUUAGCCGCAAUGCUCUCACGGAGAGGAGCAAACUGGAAGAUGAUCCUUUGUACACGUCCUAUUCCAGCAUGAUGGCCAAGAGUUGUCAGAGUGGGGAGGACGAAGAAGAGGAGGAAGACAAGGAGAAAACAUUCGAAGAGAAAGAGAUGGAAAAGCAGAAAACCCUCUACCAGCAAGCACGGCUGCAUGAGCGGGGAGCUGCAGAGAUGGUCCUUCAGAUGAUAAGUGCCAGCAAAGGUGAGAUGAGCCCCAUGGUGGUUGAGACUCUGAAGCUGGGCAUCGCCAUUCUGAAUGGGGGCAACGCCGGCGUGCAGCAGAAAAUGCUAGAUUACCUAAAGGAGAAAAAGGAUGCUGGAUUCUUUCAAAGCCUUUCUGGUCUUAUGCAGUCUUGCAGUGUCCUUGAUUUGAAUGCGUUUGAAAGGCAGAAUAAAGCAGAAGGCCUGGGUAUGGUUACUGAGGAAGGAACACUCAUUGUGCGUGAGCGUGGUGAAAAAGUACUCCAGAAUGACGAGUUUACUCGUGAUCUCUUUCGGUUCCUGCAGUUACUUUGUGAAGGACAUAACAGUGACUUUCAGAACUUCCUGCGGACUCAGAUGGGCAAUACCACCACCAUAAACGUCAUCAUCAGUACCGUGGACUACCUCUUGCGUCUGCAGGAGUCAAUCAGUGAUUUCUACUGGUAUUAUUCAGGGAAGGACAUCAUUGACGAAUCUGGACAGCACAAUUUUUCCAAAGCUCUGGCAGUCACGAAGCAGAUUUUCAAUUCUCUUACGGAAUAUAUCCAGGGCCCUUGCAUUGGGAACCAGCAGAGCCUGGCUCACAGCAGGCUGUGGGACGCGGUGGUCGGCUUCCUCCAUGUGUUUGCUAACAUGCAGAUGAAACUCUCUCAGGAUUCCAGUCAGAUCGAGCUGCUGAAGGAACUCUUGGAUCUCCUUCAGGACAUGGUGGUGAUGCUUCUGUCCCUCCUGGAAGGGAAUGUGGUAAAUGGAACUAUUGGCAAGCAGAUGGUUGACACACUGGUAGAAUCAUCUACCAAUGUAGAAAUGAUCUUGAAAUUCUUUGACAUGUUCUUGAAACUUAAAGACCUAACCAGCUCAGACACCUUCAAAGAAUAUGACCCAGAUGGUAAAGGGAUUAUCUCUAAAAAAGAGUUCCAAAAGGCCAUGGAAGGGCAGAAACAGUACACACAGUCAGAGAUUGACUUUCUCCUUUCGUGCGCAGAAGCUGAUGAGAAUGAUAUGUUUAAUUACAUUGAUUUUGUAGACCGGUUCCAUGAGCCGGCCAAGGACAUAGGGUUUAAUGUGGCAGUGUUACUGACCAAUCUCUCCGAACAUAUGCCAAAUGAUUCUCGCCUUAAGUGUCUGUUGGACCCAGCAGGAAGUGUACUAAAUUACUUUGAACCGUACCUGGGACGAAUUGAGAUCAUGGGCGGGGCCAAGAAAAUUGAGCGUGUUUAUUUCGAGAUCAGUGAAUCCAGUCGAACUCAGUGGGAGAAGCCCCAAGUGAAGGAGUCAAAGCGGCAGUUCAUCUUUGAUGUGGUCAAUGAAGGGGGAGAGCAAGAAAAGAUGGAACUGUUUGUGAACUUCUGUGAGGAUACCAUCUUUGAAAUGCAGUUAGCCUCUCAGAUCUCCGAAUCUGACUCAGCUGAGAGGCCCGACGAGGAGGAGGAAGAAGAUGAAGAUUCAUCUUAUGUGUUAGAAAUUGAGGGUGAAGAGGAAGACGACAAGUCUUUCGAGUCAGCCUCUGCAUUUGCCAUGGCCUGUGCCUCAGUGAAGAGAAACAUUGCCAACUUUCUGAAGAAGGCAACCCUGAAGAACCUCCGGAAACAGUACAGGAAGGUGAAAAAGAUGACUGUGAAGGAGCUGGUAAAAGUGUUCUUCUCUUUCUUCUGGAUGUUGUUUGUGGGGCUCUUCCGGUUGUUCUUCACCAUAUUGGGAGGAAUCUUCCAGAUCCUCUGGAACACAGUGUUUGGAGGCGGCCUCGUGGAAGGGGCAAAGAACAUCAGAGUGACCAAGAUCCUGGGUGACAUGCCUGACCCCACCCAGUUUGGUAUCCAUGACGAUGCUCUGGAUGCUGAGCGGGCAGAGGUGACUGAGCCAGGGGUUCCACCCGAACUAAUUCACUUCGUGAAGGGUGAGAAGGGAGAUGCAGAUAUUAUGUCAGAUCUCUUUGGAUUCCACCCGAAGAAAGAAGGCGGCUUAAAGCAUGGGCCUGAAGUGGGUUUGGGUGACCUCUCUGAGAUUAUUGGCAAGGAUGAACCCCCUACACUAGAGAGUACUGUCCGGAAGAAAAGGAAAGCACAGGCAGCUGAGAUGAAAGCAGCACAUGAAGCCGAAGGGAAAGUGGAGCCUGAGAAGACAGACCUAGAAGACGGGGAGAAGGAGGAUACGGCCAAAGAGGAAGAGCAGGCCGAGGCCCUGUGGGCAGAUGUGACAAAGAAGAAGAAGCGACGGCGGGGCCAGAAAGUCGAGAAGCCUGAAGCCUUCAUGGCUAAUUUCUUCAAAGGGCUGGAAAUCUAUCAGACCAAGUUACUGCAUUACCUGGCCAGGAAUUUCUACAACCUGAGGUUCCUCGCUCUGUUCGUAGCCUUCGCGAUCAACUUCAUCCUACUCUUUUAUAAGGUCACCGAGGAACCUGUAGAAGAAGAGACAGAAGACGUUGCAAAUCUGUGGAAUUCCUUUACCGAUGAGGAAGAAGAAGAAGCGAUGGUGUUCUUUGUCCUGCAGGAGAGCACUGGGUACAUGGCACCCGCAUUGCGGGCCUUGGCCAUUAUCCACACCGUCAUCUCUUUGGUCUGUGUGGUGGGCUAUUACUGCCUGAAGGUCCCUCUGGUGGUAUUCAAAAGGGAAAAAGAAAUCGCCAGGAAGCUGGAGUUUGAUGGCCUAUAUAUCACUGAACAGCCAUCUGAAGAUGACAUCAAGGGGCAGUGGGACCGCCUGGUAAUCAACACACCAUCUUUUCCUAAUAACUACUGGGACAAGUUUGUUAAAAGAAAGGUGAUCAACAAGUACGGCGACCUCUAUGGAGCAGAACGCAUUGCGGAACUCCUGGGUUUGGACAAAAAUGCCCUGGAUUUCAGCCCGGUGGAAGAGAGCAAAGCAGAGGCGGCCUCUCUGGUGUCAUGGCUGAGUUCCAUCGACAUGAAGUACCACGUCUGGAAGCUGGGAGUUGUUUUUACCGACAACUCCUUUCUCUACCUGGCCUGGUAUACCACCAUGUCAGUCCUGGGCCACUACAACAACUUCUUCUUUGCCGCUCAUCUGCUGGACAUCGCAAUGGGCUUCAAGACGCUGAGGACUAUUCUGUCAUCUGUAACUCACAAUGGCAAGCAGCUGGUUCUGACUGUCGGUCUCCUGGCCGUGGUGGUUUACCUCUACACCGUGGUGGCCUUCAACUUCUUCCGCAAGUUCUACAACAAAAGUGAAGAUGACGAUGAGCCCGAUAUGAAGUGUGAUGACAUGAUGACGUGUUACCUGUUCCACAUGUAUGUGGGAGUAAGAGCUGGAGGGGGCAUUGGCGACGAAAUUGAAGACCCUGCUGGUGACCCUUAUGAGAUGUACCGCAUUGUCUUUGACAUUACCUUCUUCUUCUUCGUCAUUGUCAUCUUGCUGGCCAUCAUUCAAGGUCUUAUUAUUGAUGCUUUUGGAGAGCUAAGAGACCAGCAGGAACAAGUGCGAGAAGAUAUGGAGACUAAAUGUUUCAUCUGUGGGAUUGGCAAUGACUAUUUUGACACGACUCCUCAUGGCUUUGAAACACAUACCUUACAGGAGCACAACUUAGCCAACUAUUUGUUCUUCCUGAUGUACCUGAUUAAUAAAGAUGAGACAGAACACACGGGUCAGGAAUCUUACGUCUGGAAGAUGUACCAAGAAAGAUGUUGGGAUUUCUUCCCGGCUGGUGACUGCUUUCGGAAACAAUAUGAAGAUCAGCUUGGGUAAAUCAGAAUGAAAGAAACUCCACAAUUCUAGAUGGUCUACUUCCAGUGAAAUAAAUCCUUUUUAUAGCUCUGCAAAAUAUUUGAAAUGUGACAUAUUCUAAAUGCCUCCCUUACAAGAAAGUGUUACAAAUAUGUGAUAUUUAUGAAUUGAUUUGGCUUUUUGUGCCUAAUGGAUGUAGUCCUUAUCAAAAUGUUAAAAGAUGGCAAAGAAUCAAGGAAACUGUAGUUGAGAAUACCUUCAAGUUUUCAGCUGUAAUGGAAAAUGGUGUCAUUGAGGAAAGAA